This is a messenger RNA of Ylistrum balloti, 747 nucleotides long. Its product is annotated as perlucin-like. The record is from RefSeq and is a predicted model, not a curated record. Lineage: Eukaryota; Metazoa; Mollusca; Bivalvia; Pectinida; Pectinidae. The transcript is spliced from 4 exons. The coding region runs from base 12 to 482 and encodes 156 amino acids.
AGAGAGACGUCAUGUUGCGUGGUUUAAGUGCCCUGCUACUGUGCUGCAGUAUUACACUCGUCUUAAGUGAGGAAUGCCCGGAAGAAGAGUGGAAACGAUUCGGGUAUAGUUGUUUCUUUUUCGGUGAGAUACAAAUAUCCUGGCUUUAUGCACAGUACUUUUGUCACAGUAUGCCAGGAGUAAAUGCGCACCUUGCAUAUAUCUUUUCUGAGGAAGAGAAUGCCUUCAUUAAGGACAGAUUAAACUUUCGGAACUAUGACAAUUCCUAUCACAUUGGAGCAACCGACAUGAAUCGUGAGGGCACAUUCUAUUGGGAAAAGAAUGACACACUGUUAGAUGACUCCUAUACCAACUGGUCAUUUAAUGAGCCUAACAAUGCUGGUAGUAACGAAGACUGCUCGGAAAUGAAUCCUCGUACCGGAAAAUGGAACGAUAUACCAUGUACCGAGGCCCAGCGCUUCAUCUGUAGGAUGGAGAUUUGAAAUGUAACAUCCAUACUGGUUCUUGCCAGCACAUUAUACUUUGAUGACGUUAAUAUUCUGCAAAUAUUUACUCUCGUUUUCAGUGACUUAUUUCAGAGUUUCUGUUUGGGUCUAUGAAAUAAUUUCCAUCGGAGGUUACUUAUUUAAAACACUUUGGGGUCAAUGUCGACUAAUGUUUUCAGUGAGAUAUUUUAGAGAUAUUAACACCUGUAAUAGGAAACUGUUGUUUGUAACAUUUAUAUUCAUAAAGUAGCCUUUUUAGAUA